Drosophila takahashii is the source of this 938-nucleotide messenger RNA. RefSeq names its product protein KTI12 homolog. The record is from RefSeq and is a predicted model, not a curated record. Gene Ontology annotation, biological process: tRNA wobble uridine modification. Lineage: Eukaryota; Metazoa; Arthropoda; Insecta; Diptera; Drosophilidae.
CCAAUCGUGGACGACCGGACUGUUUUUAUUUUGUUUAUUUAUUGCUUUGACCAGGAUAAGGAAUGCCGAUUGUGGUCGUCACCGGUCUGCCGGCCAGCGGGAAGUCCACCCGGGCCCGCCAGCUGCGGGAUCACUUCGUGGAGCGCGGGAGGAAGGUGCAUUUGAUCAGCGAGAACGAGGCGGUGCCGAAGGCGCUCUUUGGCAAGAAUUCGCAUGCCGCGGAUUCGCAGAAGGAGAAGGUGGUGCGCAGCGAUCUCAAGUCGGAGGCCUCGCGACACCUCAACAAGGAGGAUGUGGUCAUCCUGGACGCGGGCAACUACAUCAAGGGCUAUCGCUACGAACUGUACUGCAUGACCAAGGCGUCCAGGACGACGCAGUGCACGCUGUUCUGCUGCAUUCCCCAGGAGCAGGCGUGGCGCUUCAAUGGCCAGCGAACGGCGCCGGAUGAGCUGGUGGCGGACAACUCGGAUGUGGCCUACAGCCGCGAGACCUUCGAUGCCCUGUGCAUGCGCUACGAGGAGCCGCAGAGCAACAACCGCUGGGACAGCCCCCUGGUGGUCGCCCUGCCCGAGGACACGCUCGAUGUGGAGGCCAUCUACAAGGCCCUCUACGAGACGCAGCCCCUGCCGCCCAACCAGAGCACCCAGAAUCCACCGCUGGGGGCCACCAACUAUCUGUUCGAACUGGACAACAUCAUGCAGGCGAUCAUCAAGGAGAUCCUUGGAGCGGUCAAGAUCAAGGCCUUCGGCCAGCUGCGCAUCCCCGGCAGCAGUUGUCCCGUCAAGGUGGCCACCUCGAUGAGCGCCCUCCAGCUGAACCGCCUGCGCCAGAAGUUCAUCACGAGCACGUGCCGCGCCAGCCAGACGGCGCCCACUCCGCUGGAGCAGGUGCCCUCGCUGUUCGUCCAGUUCAUCAAUGCCAACACCAUCGGCUGCUAA